Molecule: messenger RNA, 1198 nt
Organism: Alnus glutinosa
Lineage: Eukaryota; Viridiplantae; Streptophyta; Magnoliopsida; Fagales; Betulaceae
Exons: 8
Coding region: 327-1085 (252 amino acids)
Biological process (GO): maturation of SSU-rRNA from tricistronic rRNA transcript (SSU-rRNA, 5.8S rRNA, LSU-rRNA)
Cellular component (GO): nucleolus
Source: RefSeq, a predicted model, not a curated record
UCUUAUUCGGUACUAAAGCGGGACUCGGACAACUCCAGUCCCAACCGGAGCCUAACUUCCGAAGAAGCCAAACAGACCCUAAAGUAUUUCCCUCCCUCUUAAACCCUGAUACCAUCUCGCAGUUCCACUUAAAGGCACCGGCGCCAAGGAGACCAAAGCGAAAACAACUAACAUUAAGUCAGAACGAUUACAAUGCGGACAGCAAGGCGGUGACUAUUCGAACGAGAAAGUUCGUGACCAACAGGCUCCUGUCCAGGAAACAACUCAAGGACUUCCAAAAAGCAAUCUCGUUUCUGCUUCGUCUACCAACUGAUCCAAGGCUUCCAAUGAAGAAGAAGAAAAGUCAUAGAGAGGCAGUGGAUGGAAUCCUUGUGAAGGCGGAGGACCAGAAUGAGCCCACCAUUGGAGAGAAGCUCGCAAGUCUGGAUCCGAUACAGAAUGAUAAGUCUAAGAGCGAUGAUUCCAAGAUUGAUGAUGCCAAGAGCAGUGAGAAACAACUGGAGUCUUCUUCUCAGCUUGUGCAGCCUCCGACUGCGGACUCGGUUCAGGUGUUGCUCAGGCAGGCGUUACGCGCCGAUGAUCGUACGCUUUUGUUGGAUUGCUUGUACAACCGAGACGAGAAGGUUAUUGCGAAGUCCGUUGCAUUGUUGAAUCUGGCGGAUGUUCUCAGGCUUUUGCAGUCUCUGGUAUCGAUUAUUCAGUUGAGAGGUGCGAUUUUGGCAUGUGCGCUGCCAUGGCUAAAAAGUGUACUUCUUCAACAUGCAAGUGGAAUAAUUUCCCAGGAAUCGUCUUUACUUGCCCUGAAUUCUUUAUUUCAGCUAAUCGAGUCUAGAGUUUCAACUUUUGAAUCAACUAUCCAAGUAUCCAGUUGCUUGGACAUCCUUUACACAGGGGUUGUGGAUGACGAGGCAGACAAAAAUACUUCAACCGUGCCAGUAAUCUACGAGGACAAGGAUGGAAGUGAUGAAGAGAUAUCUGGAGAUGCCAUGGAAACUGAUGGCGAAGAUGGCAAAGAUGAGCAAGCGUCAGAUGAUGAAUUUGAUGGUGUUAGUGACACUGAAGGAAGUGACGACAUCAUCGAUUGAUGCAAUUUGAGUUGUACUCGAGAAUUUUGGGCAAAAUAUGUACUUGGAUUGUAAUAGUCUUGGAUAUGGAAGUCAUAUAUUUUAUUGAAAAAUACUAUUUAUUAUAUUCAUCA